CCUCCUCCUCCUCCUCCUCCCCCCUCUCACCCCCAACGGCCAGCCAGCCGGAGAGCCCCGCAGCAGCCACUGGAGCCGCACACAUCAGCCCGUCUAUGGGACACUGAGGACUUCAUCUGGCUGCCCGGAGCCGCUGGUUUAUUCAGCGCCUUCGCAUUAUUUCAUCGCUUCGAGUUUUGUAAUUCUUCGCUUUAAGGAACUUUUUUUUUUUUUUUUUUGAAGCUCAUUUUCAUUCAGAAACUUUCACUUAUGGUUCGCGAUUAUGGGGACAAGUUGUGGUUUCUCUCGGGGAAACAUCGUGCUGCUGCUGCUGCUGCCGCUGCUGGACGGAGCGACGGGGCUGUACUUUCCUCAGAAUGAGUACAUUGAGACGGUGUAUGUUGGCCAGCUGGCAGGGACGCGGGUCCUCCAGGUCCACGCCAUGCUGGACAGCGACUCUGAGCGACCACAUUUCUACUUGUGCUGGACAAGCGCUCUCAGACGUCCUGCCUACAGCUCCUGGUUCACCCUGGACGUCAACACUGGAAUACUGUCCUUGAACAAAACCCUGGAGGAGAGUGACUUUGCCUUUCUAAAUCAACGCUCAUGGUCUGUGAAGAAGUUGUUCCUGCAUGCCGUGGUGUUACCUAAAUUCACCAAGAAGGCCCAGUGCAACAACAGAAACUCCCCUCGGAUCAUCCUGGACUUUGUGAAUGCCUCGAUGCCUCAGUGUGCUCAGACAGAUAUGAAAGAACUAUGCUUCCCACACAGAGACACCUCCAACCCCCACAUCAUGGAGAACAGGUUCCCCGGGGCCCUACGGCAACUUCGACGUCUCACCAGACUCAAUGUUUGCCCCAACUACACCAUCUCAUACAAUGUGGAAUCAGAUACCCCGGCACCAUUUGCUGUAAAUGAGAACACCACAGAGCUGGUGGUGACUGCUGCACUGGACCGGGAGGAGAGCGAACGCUACAGACUCCUGCUGGUUUGCACAGUCCGGACAGAAACGACCAUCACCAAGGUGGAAACUUCACUGGAUGUUUUUGUCAAUGAUGAAGAUGAUAACGCGCCAUAUGUGAAUGGAACGGACACAGCAAAUAUUAUCAUCAGCUUCAAUCGAACAAAGGGUGGCUCUUUUGGCUCCUUGUUGGUCUUUGACAGAGAUUUAACCCCCAUCUAUCCCAUAGACCAGAAUCACAAUAAGUAUGUGGGGACCUUGCUCAAUAGUGACCCAUGGAUAAAAGACACCUUUGACAUAAGAGGCACCUUCACUGAAAAGAAAGCUGCUGUUGGAGGCAUUCGAGAGACUGUCCAUGACUAUCAGCUUGUCCUGAAGAGGAACCUGUAUGUGACUGAGAAUGGCACCCUGCAGCUGAAGUACCGGGUGAAUGACACCACCUAUCCCGGCUCAGAGGGAACAGUGGUGCUGUACUUCAAUGUCACCAUCUUACCAGUCAACAUCCACUUCUCCAACAUCACAUAUGUUUUCACAGUGAUGCGCAGAGCGUCUUUAUAUGCACAGGUCGGCAGAGUCUGUGUGAAAAACUGCCAGCAAUUUGAUGGCAUCAGUGUCACAUACCGGCUCGAGCUGCCAGAUAGGAAUAUGUCUGCUGACGUGCUGUCCUGCUACACAGCCGUGAGCAUCACCCAGGCCCCGGAUGAGAUGUGGGGGCUGCUGUAUGUGAAUGACACGAAGGUGCUGCGCAGGCCCGAGUGCCAGGACCUGCAGUACCUUGUUGUGGCUCAGGAGGAACACACACAGUGGGAGACCAGCACGCAGAUUCACAUCAUACUAGAUGGUCAAGCAAACAAGGCCAGUCAGGAGAGCCAGCAGUUCCUGUCCUGUGCAGAAAACAGACGGCGAGGAGACUGUGAGUCUGUGCAAGGCCUGGGGGCGACAAUGGGAAGAUGCCAGUGGAGGCAAGGCAGUGUGGAAGGAAUAACUAGAAAUUACUCAACCUGCUCUCCUGACUUGCGCACAUGUCCAGAUAGCUUUUGUGAUGCGGUUGAAAGCAAAGAUGUGUUAAUAUGUCCACAAGACUGUACAAAGGUCUCGAUUAUCGGCGGUCAUGACCGAGGCUUGAGGAACGGGAUCCAGGCUGGUCAUGGAACCUGCUACUGCUACUCUGGAAAAUGCUUCUGUGAGGAGGAAACUGCUGAGGUGGAGAAAUGUGAAGACACAUGUAAGACGAUCAUCGCCACGGUUCUGCUCCUCAUCAUCAUCGUCUCCAUCCUCCUGUCUUCAUUCUUCAUCCACCGGUACCACAAGAACUCCCCUAAGCCCCCGAUUGCCUCUGCUGAGAUGACUUUCCGAAGGCCUGCUCAGGCUUACCCUAUCAGUUUCCCCGCCAACAACGUACGCCGGGGCUCGCAGGAGUCCAUUGAGACCGAUACCUUUAAAAUACCUGAGGAUCCAAAGUGGGAGUUUCCUCGUAAAAACCUUGUACUUGGCAAGACUUUAGGAGAAGGGGAGUUUGGGAAAGUUGUUAAGGCAACGGCAUUCAGGCUGAAAGGAAAAGCUGGUUACACCACUGUGGCUGUGAAAAUGCUUAAAGAAAAUGCCUCCCACAGUGAGCUGCGUGACCUGCUGUCAGAAUUCACUUUGCUGAAGCAAGUCAACCAUCCGCACGUCAUAAAGAUGUAUGGAGCCUGCAGCCAGAACGGUCCUUUGUAUCUGAUCGUGGAGUACGCCAAAUACGGCUCGCUCCGUAAUUUCCUGCGUGAGAGUCGGAAAGUUGGCCCGAGCUACAUGGGCAGGGAUGCCAACCGAAACUCCAGCUACCUGGAGAACCCAGAUGACAGGGCACUCACCAUGGGUGACCUGAUCUCCUUUGCAUGGCAGAUCUCCAGAGGCAUGCAGUACCUGGCUGAAAUGAAGCUUGUCCACAGAGACCUUGCAGCACGAAAUGUUCUCGUAGCUGAAGGACGAAAGAUGAAGAUCUCAGACUUUGGCCUUUCCAGAGACGUGUAUGAAGAGGACUCGUAUGUUAAGAGGAGCAAGGGCCGUAUACCUGUUAAAUGGAUGGCAAUAGAGUCCUUGUUUGAUCACAUUUACACAACACAAAGUGACGUCUGGUCCUUUGGUGUGCUGUUGUGGGAAAUAGUGACACUGGGAGGAAACCCAUACCCAGGUAUUGCUCCUGAACGCCUCUUUAACCUGCUCAAGACCGGCUACAGGAUGGAGAGACCAGAGAACUGCUCGGAAGAAAUGUAUAACCUCAUGCUUCGAUGCUGGAAACAAGAAUCAGACAAGAGGCCGACAUUCUCAGACAUCAGCAAAGAACUGGAGAAGAUGAUGGUGAAAAGUCGGGAUUACCUGGACCUGGCUGCGUCCACGCCAGCUGAUGCCCUGCUGUACGACGACGCCCUCUCUGAAGAGGACACACCACUAGUGGACUGUAAUAACGCCCCUCUCCCUCGAACCCUCCCCUCCACAUGGAUUGAAAACAAGCUCUAUGGUAGAAUCUCCCAUGCAUUUACUAGAUUUUAGAAAACAGGACACACAGCACAAGCUCUCUUUUUUGGCAACUUGUGAUUGGCUUUUUUCUGUAGUCAAGUGUGUGUGUGACUGUGAUCUAGGCAUGCCUUUUGCUGAUUAUUGCUGACAUAUCUCCCAUUUCAUCGUAAAUGAGAGGCUCAGUGAAAAAAAAAAAGAUCUUGUGUCUUGACUGUUUUAGUUUAUUUGGACCUGCUUCUAAUGUACAUGAAUGCCGACCCAAAAUACUGCAUUUGUAAACACUGAAUAUACCUUCCAUUCUUAUUUAUUUUGGCACUGUUCAUGCUCAUGCUUCAUCUGCAUCUUAAUUGUAGAUAGUCCAUUUUUCAUCCCAUUACAUUUCCAUUGUCAACAUUUCAUUAUUUGUUUGCAUUGGAAGAAACUGUGUGUAACAUUUGAAACAGGUCCUCGCUCAGUCAAUCACUCAGUGUUGUUUCUUAAUUCCAGAUUGUCUUAAAUCUCCUGAUUUUCUAAUGUAUAUUAGCUAUUAAGCUAUGAUGAUUUCACAAUACUGAACAGGAAACAGUAAGGCUUUUGAAAGCAGCUCUCAGGUGACAUUGGUUAAAAGUAAAGAACGUUCCAGACUAGUUAAUUGUUGCCUUUCUUCAUUUCUAAACAGUUGUAGAAAAGCACCCAUAGGUCAAGUAUAGGGCCAUGACAAACAUGAUAUGUGAUAUUUAAUUUCACGUAAAAUAUAAAUAAAAUAUACCAAAUCAAAACAUUACACCUCUGAGAGUCAACUGAGGACUUGUUUCAGUGACAGACACUGUGGAGUUUGAUUUGAGAGCCUUACUGUCUGCACGCUGUUUAUCUUUCACUGAGUGCAGAAAAAUGAUAUGUUCUCGUUUUUAGGCAUGUCAUACCCGAACUGGCCUGAGAAGAGCCCGGUACCGCUCAACAGACAUGAUGCCACUAAUCCAGUCUUUACAAGAUAUGCCAAUGAUAGUGUUUAUGCAAACUGGAUGGCUUUGCCCUCACUCGCAAAAGCUGUGGACAAGCUUGAUAGCUAAAGACAAGCCAACAAUGUAGAAAAGAUGAGUAAUUGGUAGAUGUGUAUAUUUCUAAAAGGACUGUACAUAUACAAUCUGAUGCUAAAGUUGGUUCCCUUUUAUUUCUGUUCCACGGGUGUUCAAUGGGGUCUUUUUUUGCUGCAAAAGCAGCUGGAUCACUACAGACCAAGCUUCAUUCAGCUCUUCAGUAUGUUAAUUAUUACCUCACGGGUCAUGUUGGCCAAGUUGAACCACUGCAUGACUAUUGUACCAGAUUGUAUGCCAGUGUCAAUGUCUUUUAAGUGCCUGUGCUGCUUCCACAAUAGCCUCAAUUUAUUAAUGUGCGACUGUGAAGCUCUUGUUCCAGCCCAGGAAUUAAAGGGGACGUCUUUACUAUCACCUGUUGUAGACAGCUGAGAUUGAGAGGACAAAUGCUGAACUCGUUCUGAAAAUGUAAAGUUUCUACUUUAGAGGAUUGUGCUUCUCAAAUUGUCAAAGACCCAUUUUGUGUUUCUCCCACAAGAUGUUUCUAAACUGUUCUUGCCAAAGAAAAGUAACGCAGACAUGUUCAGUGAACAGUUCUCUUGCCUUUGUUCUUGCUUUCUUUUUGUUUCUGUUUUUUUAUGUAUAAAAUAUCAGCUAGUGAGUGCAACUCCAGUGUAAAGGACAUGAGACGUCAUGUAGAUUGUGACCAUGUCCCAUGUCAGACCACAGUUCACGUUUUGAUUCACUGUAAUGGCAAUCUUUGUGGAAAAAGUAUGAUUAUGUAAACUAAUGAGUGCUAUCAUUGUUAAGUUGUUAUUAUUUGAUUAUGUUCCAAUUAAUAAUAAACAUUGAAAAUGU
Messenger RNA from Scatophagus argus, 5310 nucleotides. It is a transcript of the gene ret, whose product is annotated as ret proto-oncogene receptor tyrosine kinase. Gene Ontology annotation, biological process: protein phosphorylation; cell surface receptor protein tyrosine kinase signaling pathway; homophilic cell-cell adhesion. Bases 263 to 3472 code for a protein of 1069 amino acids. The transcript has 19 exons. The record is from RefSeq and is a predicted model, not a curated record. Gene Ontology annotation, molecular function: calcium ion binding; transmembrane receptor protein tyrosine kinase activity; ATP binding. Lineage: Eukaryota; Metazoa; Chordata; Actinopteri; Scatophagidae. Gene Ontology annotation, cellular component: membrane; axon; signaling receptor complex.